AUGCCGCAGCUGAAUAACACUGAUUCUAUCAAUAGUGAAGAUGAUGGGAAAAAUUACUCUCGUGGAUUCAGAAAGAAACAAAUUUCUGGUGAUGAUGCUAAAUUCAAGCUUGAUAUAACACGCGUGAGUGAACCUCUCCAGGGUUUGCUAGAUGUCAAUCGUGGCCAACUAUCAUCCCAGCCGGAUGAUUCCAUUGCUAAUUACAAUAAGACUUUGCGCCAACUCGGACGAGAGGUAAGCAUUCGCUCUCCAAUUCGGAGAGCCACCUCACAAGAUUAUUUUGGGGUUGCGGUACAGGGGGACUCGCCUAUCACUUAUGGAAGUACUAUUCCGAGUAGUCCCUCUUCUCAACUCCGUACUUCUAGUGCAUUAGAGGUUUCUCCAAGAACUUCCGCAAACCUCACAGGAUCAUCACCAAAUCAGGGAAAUCUCCCAAUAUUAGCCCGAAAUUACUAUGAUGACUUCACAAGUGUUGACUGGGUGAAAGAUUAUCUAUUUGACGUUCAACAACGGGAGUAUUUAUAUUCUUUAAAAGGACUAUCCGGGAAGUUGAGAAGAAUGUACAGCUUUCUCCAGGACUGGGUCCUGAUUGUCGUUACGGCCUUAAGCUGUGCACUACUAGCCUUCACAAUUGAUAAGUCGGAAGAAUUAUUGGUGGACUUGAAAAGAGGUUAUUGUAAAUCAAACUUUCUGCUCAAUGAGCAACAGUGCUGUAGCAGCUACACCUGUGCCACAUGGACUUUAUGGCCCCAGGUCUUUCCUUCCUUCCAGGGUGGUACAUUACGAGCCGACUUUACCAUAUACGUAAUACUCAGCUUACUACUUGCAUUUUUAUCCGCCAAGGUGACGCUAACCACAAAGUAUAUCAAUCCACUCGCAAAAAAGACUGACAAGAAGACUUUCAAGACUAUGUAUCACGCUUAUGGUAGUGGUGUGCCAGAAGUGAAAACUAUUUUGUCUGGAUUUAUCAUCCGGAAAUUCCUUGGAUCUUACACCCUCUUUUCUAAGACUAUGGCUCUGAUCCUCGCCAUUGCUUCAGGUCUUUCUGUGGGAAAGGAAGGGCCCUAUGUUCAUCUGGCCACAUGCGUUGGUAACAUAUUGAGCAGAUAUUUUGAGAAGUAUAAACAAAACGGCAUUGAGAGAAGGGUUGUAUUAUCCGCAUCAGCGGCCAUUGGGGUGACACUGGCGUUCGGAUCACCCUUAGGGGGGGUGAUGUUUUCUUUUGAGGAGGUCAGCUAUUUUCUCCCCGGUAAUCAAUUAUUCAAGACAUUCUUCGCCGCCAUUAUGGCUAAUCUUUUCCUCAGGUUAUUGGAUCCAUAUGGCACUGGAAAAGCUGUCUUAUUUGAAGUACAGUACAAUUCCGACUGGCAAACUACCGAGCUACUCCUUGCAGUUGUUAUAGGAGUCUCUGGGGGUAUUUUUGGUGCCUUUUUUUGCAAAUUCGUGUCAUUUUGGUCAAAUUGGUUCAGAAAUAGAAGCUUCGUCCGUGAUAGGCCUCUACGCGAGGUACUAAUAGUUACUACAAUAACGGCAUUUGUCACUUUUUCAAACACAUAUACCAACAUUUCUGUCGCUGAAUUACUAGCCAAUUUAGCGUCGCCGUGCUACUCUCCCGAUGACUUUACCGGAGCGUAUGGGCUUUGUCCCGUAGAUAAAAAUCGUUUUCCCAGCGAGAUAAUUCCACUCUCAAUCGCACUUGUCAUCAAGAUAAUUUUAACAAGUAUAACUUUUGGCAUUAAGGUACCAGCUGGCAUAUACGUACCCUCAAUGGUCAUAGGAGCUCUAUUUGGUAGAAUUUUUGCCAUGGCAUUUGAUUACGUGGCUAACAUGUACCCCGAAAUAUCCUUCUUUUCGCAUAUCUGCAAUAAGACGAAUACGGAUGGUGUUUGCAUUGACCUCGGAAUUUAUGCAAUGAUUUCAGCUGGUUCUUUUAUGGCAGGAAUUACCAGAAUGAAUUUGACACUUGCAGUCAUUAUCUUUGAACUGACCUCAUCAUACAACUAUGUGGUUCCUAUAUCAAUAGCAAUUGCCGUGUCGAAUAUGGUGGCUCAUGUUUUGGAGCCGCAGUCACUCUAUGGAAUGUUGAUAAGAAAAAAUGACUUUCCCUUCCUUGAUAAUCAUCAAAUCAGAAACUUCGGUGACCACGAAUUCGACGUGAGAGAUAUUGUAACGAAGGUUGGACGAGGAAGUGGUAGCGCCUUCAUAGAUCUUACCACUUCGUAUGAUUUCUCUUGCCUUAGAUUAAGGGAGAUGCUCAACGAUUUACAGAAAGGUGGACUGGUGGACGGGUGUCUGCCAAUUUUAAAAAAGGGACAAUUGGCAGGUAUACUACCCGCCCCAGAAUUGGAAUUAGCUCUAGAUAAAUUGGAGCGUUUUUGCGAAGCAUAUCGAUUAUCUGGAGAUUUUCGAGUUCAGCUAUUAGAUCCAGACGCCAUAUCUGGAAACAUGCAUGUCUUGGAUUCCCAUCUUCUCAGCAACAAUGAGAUGGCAGGUGAUAUUUUUCAUUCAGCUACUGACAAUGAAAAAGUUUCCCUACAAAAGAUGCUUGACGGCUUGUGUGAUUUUCGAAAGGUAGUGGAGCGGUCGCCACUGAUGCUGGAUGUGAAUUCUCCCUUAUCUCUGGUUGAACUGCUUUUCACUAAACUGGGCAACAGAUCCAUUUCAGUUCUUGAAGAGAAUGUAUUUAUCGGCUUAAUCCACAAGAAAAACUUCAUCGACCACUGUAGGGACAAGAAGAUAUUUUAA
Messenger RNA from Lachancea dasiensis, 2745 nucleotides. NCBI's taxonomy places the organism in Eukaryota, Fungi, Ascomycota, Saccharomycetes, Saccharomycetales, Saccharomycetaceae. The record is from the annotation of a GenBank genome assembly.